Molecule: messenger RNA, 2297 nt
Organism: Ilex paraguariensis (yerba mate)
Lineage: Eukaryota; Viridiplantae; Streptophyta; Magnoliopsida; Aquifoliales; Aquifoliaceae
Source: the annotation of a GenBank genome assembly
AAACAAACAAAAAACCUGUCUCUCUCUCUCUCCGCUGGAAUAUACCCCUCUCAUGGACGUCCACCGGAGACUCCCUAAACCUCCCCUUCCCACCACCCCACACAUCCAGCCCCACCAUCGAGAUACAGCCGUUGAUCGCAGUCCUUCGCCUACCCCAAAGGCAUCCGAUGCACUUCCUCUCCCUCUAUACCUGACCAACGGCAUUUUCUUCACCCUAUUCUUCUCCGUCGCUUACUACCUCCUCCACCGCUGGCGUGACAAGAUCCGUACCUCUACUCCCCUUCACGUCGUCACUCUAACUGAACUCACCGCCAUUGUCUCCCUCAUAGCCUCCUUCAUUUAUCUUUUGGGCUUCUUUGGCAUCGAUUUCGUACAAUCCUUCAUUGCACGUGCCUCUCACGACGCAUGGGACGACGUCGUUGACGACGAACGCUUCAUCCUCAACCAAGAUCGCCGCCGCCGCCGCAGCAACCCUUGCUCCGUCGCCCUCGAUUGCCCCGUCAAUAUCGUCCCUACGCCAAAACUCAUGGAUCCUCCGAUCCCUCUGUCGUCCGAAGAAGACGAAAAAAUCGUAAAAUUAGUGGUUUCUGGGAUAAUGCCCUCAUAUUCGCUCGAAUCAAAGCUUGGGGACUGUUAUCGUGCGGCCUUAAUUCGGCGCGAGGCGGUGCAGAGAAUUACAGGAAGGUCCCUUGCAGGAUUGCCAAUAGAUGGGUUCGAUUAUGAGUCUAUUUUGGGUCAAUGUUGUGAGAUGCCGGUUGGUUAUGUGCAGAUUCCAGUGGGGAUUGUGGGUCCAUUGUUACUUAAUGGAUGUGAAUUCUCAGUCCCAAUGGCGACGACUGAGGGAUGUUUGGUUGCAAGUGCGAACAGAGGUUGUAAGGCGAUAUAUGCAUCAGGUGGUGCCACGAGCAUUCUUCUGAGAGAUGGGAUGACCAGGGCGCCGGUUGUGAGAUUCCCGACGGCGAAGAGGGCUUCGGAACUGAAGUUCUUUUUGGAAGACUCUGUUAAUUUUGAUACGUUGGCCGUGACUUUCAACAAAUCGAGUAGAUUUGCUAGGCUCCAAUCUAUUCGGUGUUCUAUUGCGGGUAAAAAUCUUUAUGUGAGAUUUAGCUGCUUCACAGGUGAUGCAAUGGGGAUGAAUAUGGUGUCCAAAGGUGUUCAGAAUGUUUUGGACUUCCUUCAAAAUGAUUUCCCAGACAUGGAUGUUAUUGGUAUAUCUGGGAACUUUUGUUCCGAUAAGAAACCAGCUGCAGUUAAUUGGAUUGAAGGUCGUGGAAAGUCGGUUGUUUGUGAGGCAAUCGUCACUGAAGAGGUCGUACAGAAGGUUUUGAAAACCAGUGUCCCUGCCCUUGUAGAGCUUAACAUGCUGAAGAACCUUACUGGUUCUGCUGUUGCUGGUUCUCUUGGUGGUUUCAAUGCCCAUGCUGCCAAUAUCGUCUCUGCAAUUUUUAUAGCCACUGGGCAAGAUCCGGCACAAAAUAUUGAAAGUUCUCACUGCAUUACUAUGAUGGAAGCUGUCAAUGAUGGGAAGGAUCUUCACGUGUCUGUCACCAUGCCUUCAAUUGAGGUGGGUACUGUCGGAGGUGGGACUCAACUUGCAUCUCAAUCUGCUUGCUUGAAUUUGCUUGGGGUGAAGGGUGCAUGCAAAGAGUCGGCGGGAUCAAAUGCCAGGCUCUUGGCCACCAUUAUAGCUGGUUCAGUUUUGGCAGGAGAGCUCUCAUUAAUGUCUGCCAUUGCAGCUGGGCAGCUUGUUAAGAGUCACAUGAAAUACAACAGAUCAAGCAGGGAUGUUACCAAAGUUAGUUCUUAGGAGGAGAGAACUCGAAUCAAAUAUUUUGAAAACAGUGCCAGCGCUGGGGAGGAAAAAGGCAAACAUAGCCCAUGUGAGGUUUCUUUUUGUCAUAGCUGUAAAGCUUGUAAUCAUGUGAAGUUGAUAGAUGAAGCUGACCUGCCUGCUCUUUCUCUCUCUCUCUCUCUCUCCCCCCCCCCCCCCCUCCUCCGUGUGUGUGUGUGCGUGUGUAGUCAAUCCCUAGCACCUUGUGGCCAUUAUAGCCCCCAAAUAUUUAUUCUUUGCUGUCCCAGUUGGGAAUUUGGAAUCAUUGUCCCCCCUUCUUGUUGGUUCUGUGUAAUUGUUUGUCCUCAAGAAACGAUUCACAGGGUUUCUUGUUUUUAUCUUUGUCACUAUAUGUACAGGUUGAAAAUUUCCCGGACUUGACUUCAGAUGGCUCAUUUUUUUGACUUUAGCUCAUUGGUUGUAAUCAUUUGAAUUAUUUGCUGGGGGGAUAAUAUGAAUGUUCUUU